Messenger RNA from Scomber japonicus (chub mackerel), 1281 nucleotides. It is a transcript of the gene npffr2a, whose product is annotated as neuropeptide FF receptor 2a. The transcript is spliced from 3 exons. The coding region runs from base 1 to 1281 and encodes 426 amino acids. Gene Ontology annotation, cellular component: membrane. Lineage: Eukaryota; Metazoa; Chordata; Actinopteri; Scombriformes; Scombridae. Gene Ontology annotation, biological process: regulation of cAMP-dependent protein kinase activity; G protein-coupled receptor signaling pathway; regulation of MAPK cascade. Gene Ontology annotation, molecular function: neuropeptide receptor activity; opioid receptor binding; peptide binding. The record is from RefSeq and is a predicted model, not a curated record.
AUGAAUGAAGGACCUGAUAACAACUUGACUCAACUGUAUGACAACUGGACAUUUAACAACUCCUCCGUGGAGUCCGUCAUACCCAGGAACAACAUCACCUAUGUUGGAUUUUACCUGCAUCAGCCGUCCACAGCAGCCAUCUUCAUCGUGUCGUACCUGCUGAUCUUCUUGGUGUGCAUGGUGGGGAAUGGAGUGGUGUGUUUCAUCGUGCUGAGGAGCAAAAACAUGCGGACUGUCACCAAUUUGUUCAUCCUAAACCUUGCUGUGAGUGACCUGCUGGUUGGGAUUUUCUGCAUGCCUACAACACUUCUGGACAACAUAAUUACAGGAUGGCCUUUUGGAAGUCUAGUCUGCAAAAUGAGUGGGAUGGUUCAAGGGAUCUCCGUGUCAGCAUCUGUCUUCACUCUGGUCGCUAUUGCUGUUGACAGAUUCAGAUGCAUUGUCUACCCAUUCAAGCAAAAGCUGACCAUAUCCACAGCCACCUUGAUAAUAGUCAUUAUCUGGGUUCUGGCCAUAUCCAUCAUGUGUCCGUCUGGCGUGAUGCUACAAGUGACCAAGGAGCAAACCAUCCGGGUGUUGCUGGGAUACGACAACAAAACGAGCCCUUUUUAUUGGUGCAGAGAGAACUGGCCGAACCAAGAGAUGCGAAAGGUUUACACCACAGUCCUGUUUGCGAAUAUCUACCUUGCUCCUCUGUCCCUCAUCGUGAUCAUGUACGCCCGGAUUGGCAUUACGCUUUUCAAAACAGCGGUCCCGACGGGGGGAAAGCCGGGUCACGACAACCGCCACACCGUGUCGAAGAAAAAGCAAAGGGUGAUUAAAAUGCUUCUUAUAGUUGCUUUGCUUUUCAUCCUUUCCUGGCUGCCUCUGUGGACCCUCAUGAUGCUGAGCGACUAUGCCAGCCUGACUGAGCAACAGUACAGAAUCAUCAACAUUUACAUUUAUCCCUUUGCCCACUGGCUAGCCUUCUUCAACAGCAGCGUCAACCCCAUCAUCUACGGUUUCUUCAAUGAGAAUUUCCGCAGAGGAUUUCAGGCUGUGUUUAAGUUCAGUCUGUGCACGGCCGACGGACAGCGGAGGAAAACCUACUCUCACAGGCUGCAGGGAAAUUCUGUGCUCCCAGCUAAUAAUGCACAAACCUCCCUGGAGCCUAUUUCUCUCAACAGCCUGGAAAAAAACACUUCCAGGCGACUCAACAACGUCACUGAGCAGGACUUGGUCAUGGAGGACCUGGAAAAAGGAUCUUGCAGCAGUGGGGGUGUGACUGCCGUGUCAAUUUGA